This is a messenger RNA of Heterotrigona itama, 1422 nucleotides long. The record is from the annotation of a GenBank genome assembly. NCBI's taxonomy places the organism in Eukaryota, Metazoa, Arthropoda, Insecta, Hymenoptera, Apidae.
AUGGAGGUAAACGGAUCCCCGAGGCUAUUCCAAACAGCAAGCGUUACUAUCGGCGUUGUAAAAUCCGCGGAUAAACAUCGUCGGAUAAUUGCACACCUGUUUCCAUCUCUGUUUGGAUUUGCACGUAGGAGCGUGGAUUACAGACAGCCGGGACAGGAUUACGGGAAGUCUGUGCCCGAGGACGUAGAAAAUUCAGGACGACUUUUAAUCUGGCUGCGGAGACACACGGGCGGGGGCCGUGUUAUUUCACAGGGUACAGAAUAUUCGGGAAGCGUGCCAGGCGACGGAAUAUAUGGAACGACGACCACGAGUCGCCUGUUCCAGCAUCCUGCUCGCAAUAACGUGAAUAAUGGCGGCUCGUUUUCUGUGUGUUACGGGCGCGAGGGAACCAAACUCCCCGCCAUUGCCAACCGCGUACCUUGGAAAAUCACGUAACGCGGCCCAGUUAUCUGGAUUUAAGGCGGAAUUUAAGACCAGGUGAAACGUUUCUUACGUUACGUUACGUUACGUACGAAUCGCGACACGCUCCAUCGACGUUCAUCUCGACAAGCGAAACAGCCAUAAUCGUUUGAGAAGUAACUGAAAAUGAAGGUAAUUCGUUUCCUUUUUUUUUUUUUUUUUUCUCUCUUUCGGGAAAAUAACGACUCGCGUAAAUAUCUACGACCGAGUUCCGAAAUUAGCGGUGAUCGUUCUAUCUUUCGUGGAGUGAUAUGAAAAAUUGGGUCUGCCACCAGUUGAGCUAAUAACCGAGAGAUUGAAGAUAAUUUUAUUCGAACGAAACAAAGGACCGUCGUGAAAUUACCCUUUUAAAUUAUACCCGCCGGUUUCUUUUUUUUUUUUUUUCUUUUUUCCGCGUCCACGAGAAUUCUAUGCAAAAUAUCUUGGUUAUUGUCUCAAUGAAACAAGCCGGGAUAACGAAAUGGUUUAUCGCUCGCCAACGGGAAGAAAAUUAUAUAAGUUCGAUUUUACCCGCUCUGCGUCAUUCCAUUGUACGUUCUAACGAGCUCGUUUUCAUUACUGCGUCAUCUUUCGUCCACUGUGAUGAGUCCCGACACACAGACAAAGACACUGCUCGUUACGUCACCGUUCGUUUGAAAAGGAACGAGUACAGAGUAUGCCUCAAUGCGGCGAUGAACUAUCUAUCUGAAACGACAGACGUGCCUCGAUCACGCAAUUAAAUCGGUGCACUUUGUACCGAUACAAAGGAGGGAAGUCUGUACGUGUUGUUAUCAGUGCUGUUUCCUUCACGUGAGAUUCGUUCGAGUCAUCUAAGCUUUCAAUCUCAAGCUUUGCACGGAACAAUGAAAUUUGACGUACUGCAAAUAUACGAAACAAAGCUUUUUUAGCUACGUUAGGAAUCAGGUAUUCGGUCAAGUUGCCCAACCUGACUCGAAUAACUCUGCUUUAUCCUUUAAUUCGUAA